CUGUGCAUGUCAAGUCAAGCUUCGGGAGCCGAUGAUGUCGGCGAGGAAUUAGGACUCAGAGCUUCGGCGGCGCUUCUACCUCUCCACUUUUGACUGUCUCGCACCGCACCGCAGUCCAAGUAGCACCGAGUAUACAAGAGCCAGCGCAUUCAAUCCAGCUCUUGACUCUUGACCCCCUGCUCCUCGUGCACAUACAUACGUCCACAAUGGCGCCGACAGGCCUCCUCAACUCCUUCCUGGCCGCCAUCCAGGCCUCCCUCUCCGUGCUGCUGGUCAUCUUCUACGGAGGGGUCGCCGCCCAUCUCAAGCUGCUCAACUCGGCCAACACCAAGGCCAUCUCCAAGAUCUGCGUGCGCAUGUUCCUCCCUGCCCUGCUGGUGGUCAAGAUUGGCUCCGAGCUGCACGCGGGCUCGGCGAGGCGCUACCUCAUCGUCUUCAUCUGGGCCAUCGUCUGCCACCUGAUCUCCUUCCUGAUCGGCAUCGUCGCGCACCUGUGGCUCGGCAUGCCCGACUGGACCACCGUGGCGCUGAUGUUCAACAACACGACGUCGUACCCACUCCUGCUGAUCGAGGCGCUGGACGAGACGGGCAUCCUGCGUGCGCUGAUCGUGACGGACGAGACGACCGACGCCGCCGUCGAGCGCGCCAAGAGCUACUUCCUGGUCUUUGCCACAGUCAGCAGCUGUCUGACCUUUGCGGUCGGGCCGAGACUGAUCGACACCGAACAUGCCCCCGAGGAGGAGGAGUCCAAGGACGACGGACCGGGCGGCCACGAUGACGACGAUGACGAGCCCUUUGACGCCGUCGAGCGCACGUACCGCGAACCAGACGAGGCCUUGGCCAACGAGGAGACGGGCCUGCUGCAGAGUCCCGACACGUACACCUUCCCGCAGCGCCAGUCGACCAUCUCCUUCGCCAGCUACACGGAGAACUCGUUCUUCCCGUCGACGCGCCGGUCGUCAUUCGUCGGGGCCAGCGGCGGAGGCGGUGGUGGUGGUGGUGGCCGCCCGUCCUCCCAAUCUCAACCUUCGCGGCGCCCGUCGCUCGCCGUGCCCCUGCACCGGCGCGCGUCCAUCGUGCCCAAGAGGCAAUGGUACAAGCUCGGCCCGCGCGCGCAGUGGUGGCUGCUGUUCGUGUCGGACUUCUUCAACGCGCCCCUCCUGGGCGCGAUCGUGGGCGUCGUCAUCGGCCUGAUCCCGGUGCUGCACCGCGCCUUCUUCAACGACACCUACGAGGGCGGCAUCUUCACCGCGUGGCUAACCGCCUCGCUGAAGAACAUUGGCGGCCUGUUCGUGCCCUUACCCGUCGUCGUCGCCGGCGUGAGCCUCUACACCGCCAUGCAAGAGGCCCGCAAAGCCGCGGCCGAGGGCCAGAAGACGCAGCACAUGCCCUGGCUGACCGUGACGUUCAUCAUGGUCACGCGGUUUGUGCUGUGGCCCGCGGCCUCCAUCUACUUUAUCUUCUUGCUCGCGUCCAGGUCGACCGUGCUGGGACCAGAUCCGAUGCUGUGGUUUGCCAUGAUGUUGAUGCCAACCGGCCCGCCGGCAAUGAAAUUGAUCACGCUCAUCCAGGUCAGCGACGCGGAGGAGGAAGACGAGCGCAACAUCGCGAAGCUGUUGACGAUUUCCUACCUCAUCUCACCGAUCCUAAGUUUCACGGUCGUGGGUGGAUUGAGGGCCGCUCAGGCGGCGAUCCCGCCGUCGUGAUAGUGUAUCUAUCCUAUCACGGAAUCAUUGCACAGAGACAUGGGCGACAGACUGAGAACAGAACCCUCACCAUGUAAAGCGAGUACAGGACGACAAGCAUUUGCUUUUUUCUGCCAGGAGGAUUUCCAUUGGGGGCUUUUGAUUCCGUGUGACGGUGUAUUUAUAUUUGGAGGGCAAAGGGCACGAGGCCUGCUAUUUUAUGGAGUAUAUGCGUAAGGGGCUUGGAUGACAUGACAUGUACUCGGUAUAUAUUAUAUGCUCAAGAUUGGAUCCAGCCUGGUGCUUAUCCAGUAUCUAUUACCAGG
Messenger RNA from Cladophialophora immunda, 2011 nucleotides. RefSeq lists its product as uncharacterized. Gene Ontology annotation, cellular component: membrane; endoplasmic reticulum. The record is from RefSeq and is a predicted model, not a curated record. Lineage: Eukaryota; Fungi; Ascomycota; Eurotiomycetes; Chaetothyriales; Herpotrichiellaceae. The transcript is spliced from 3 exons. Gene Ontology annotation, biological process: transmembrane transport. Bases 207 to 1706 code for a protein of 499 amino acids.